GUCACCCAGUGAGUAAAUAAUGUGAAAUCAACAAUGGAAGAAAAACGCAUUUUCGAAACGUUAAAAAAGCAUUUCGGCUUUGACAAGUUCAAGUCAAAGCUGCAGGAAAAAGCAGUGCUUGAAAUAUGCCAGAGACGAGACGACGUUUACGUUUCAAUGCCGACCGGUUCGGGCAAAUCGUUGUGCUAUCAACUGCCGGCGUUGCUCUACGAGAAGAAAGUGACAAUCGUGUUCUCGCCCCUCCUGGCCCUCAUCAAAGAUCAAAUCGAUCACUUAGUUGCAUUGAAAAUCCGUGCCGCCUCACUUAACUCCAAAACGCCGGCGGGCGAAAAAAACAAAAUUAUUUCAGACUUGAAGUCGACGUCCCCAAAUUUGAAGUUGCUGUACAUCACCCCCGAACAAGCAGCCACUAAAAACUUCAAAGAGUUGUUCAAUAAUUUAGUUAAGUUUGAUAAAAUUUCCUUUAUUGUGGUGGAUGAAGCGCAUUGUGUCAGUCAGUGGGGUCACGAUUUCCGACCUGAGUAUUUGAAACUUGGGGAGUUAAGAGAGGGUUGUAAAGUACCAUACAUUGCCUUAACUGCCACAGCUGGAGCAGAAGUAACAAAAGAUAUAGUGGAAAGCCUGAAGCUUUCAAAAACGCACAAAAAGUUCAAGACAUCUUGUUUCAGAGAAAACUUAUUUUACGACGUGUUUUACCAGAACACCCUAGAAAACCCUUACGUACAUCUCAAAACGUUCAUAGUGAAAUGCCUGAAUAAAUCCCAAGAGCAGGACUUGCCCAAGGAACAAAAAUCGUGCGGGAUUAUUUACUGCAGGACAAGAGAACAAACUGAAAUUCUCUCACACAAGCUUAACGAAAUGGGCGUGAAAAGUUUAUGCUAUCAUGCUGGUUUGAAGAACAAGGAACGACUUGAAUAUCAGGACUCUUGGUAUGGAGGCGACGUGCCUGUAAUUUGUGCCACCAUUAGCUUUGGAAUGGGUGUUGACAAAGCUUCUGUUAGGUUUGUGAUUCAUUGGGGAGUUCCAAAAGAUCCUGCAUCCUAUUAUCAAGAAUCUGGACGAGCGGGACGUGAUGGCAAAAAAUCACACUGUCGCAUUUAUUACAAUAAAAGCGAUUCAAAAGCUGUCGAAUUCCACCUUGUACAAGACUUGGGGAAGGCAAAAGAGAACAAAGCGAGACGUUUGAAGGCGGAGAACGCCUGUAAAGGCUUCCAGAAAAUCGUAAACUUCUGCGAGAAUCCAACAGAGUGUAGGCAUAAAUUGUUCAGCAAACAUUUCGGUGAGAAUCUGAAAGAUUGUAAAAAAAUGUGCGACUAUUGCAAGGAUAAAAAAGAAGUGGAAAAAAUGGCUGAACAUUUUAUAACAAAAAGCAUACAAUUCAACAGCACACCCUCUAACAUUGUCGCAGAUUGUUCAGAUCUAUAUGAAGGCGGGCGACAAGGAAUUAGACAAAAUUCAAAAGCAUACGACGACGAUUCGGAUGACGGAGAAAGUUAUGGCAGUUUCGAACGUGAGGAACGUGCCCGGAAAGAAUCCAAUGACUUGAUUAGAAAACAAUUCGCCCUCAGGAGAAACCCACAGGAGGUGUCCCAGGAAACUGUGGACAAACUGUUUGCUAAAAAUUCAAGAGUGAAGGCUGCCUCAGUCACAUCCAGCAAAGUUAAAGGUUUGACCCUUGUGCUCAGGGAACAAUAUGUCAACAAAAUCUUGGAUGUUUUGUAUGCUAAUUAUACAGAGUGUGAGAAAAAUCCAAUUUAUGAUAAAAAGGAUAUUGAGGAUUGUUCUAUUGAUUUGGAAUAUUCCGUUUUUACGGUAAACACGACGAUUACUAUGUACCGAAAUGCCAUUGCCAAACUUAUCGCGAGCAUAAAAAAGAGCACCGCCGGCAAUGCGGUGUACGAGCGGAUCGGCAGCUUCGAGGCGCGCGCCCCCCAGCACAAGACGCUAGGUGACCUGUUCCGCAACAUCAAGAAAGAGCGGCUGGUGAAGGGGUCCGAUGCGGGCGGCUUUCAAACGGCCCUCGAGGUUCUGAAGAAAGAGGAGGUCAAGGAGGAGGCGGAGCAAGUCGAAGAACCUGCGGGCGGCUUCACGAGUGCUUUGGAGGCUUACCAACAACAAAAACAGGAGGUCAAAGCUGAUGAGGUAACAGACACAAACAGUGGUCAAGAGUUGAAGGAGGAUAAGGUCACAGAUGUGGAGGAAGAGAUGACGAUGAACAAGAACAAGGACUUGAGGUCGCUGUUUGGGGACGACUCCGACACGGACGACAAGGAUUUGAAGGGUAAGAAGAGGAAGGUGGAAGAUGACAAAGGGAUGGAGAAGAAACGUAGGCGUCACAACGAAGAAAACAACGGGGAGAAAAAGGUGGUGGCGGACUCUAAAAAGCCAAAACGAUUGAAGAAGACGGAAAUUGGAGGUCUUGUUGUUAAACUGUUGACGCCAGCAUACGUCGAACGACGAUUUGAGUCCAGAGAUGUUUUUAAAAGCACCGCCAGAAAUAUUUCACACGCUCUGGUCGAUAAAGAUGAGAAAGAAAUAAAAGAAUAUGUGGAGAGCUUCCUAAGCAAAAACGAAGCCAUAACAUCGCAAACAAAACUCUGACAUCACAAGACACCAAAUUAUGUGACUUUAAAAUAGUUUGGAGUGAAUUUAAGCGUGGUUUUGUUGAUCUCGUUUUAGUUUCAAGCAUUAUUAACAAUUGUUUCGCAUUUUGGAUCAUUUAUAUAUGUACAUAAGUCAUUAACCAUUGUUUUGCAUUUUUUGUUUCAUUUGUAUGUUUAUGUACAUAGAUGAAUAAGCAUGAAGAUUUAUUACAUAUAUAUACAUAAGUUAAUUAUGAUAAAACAGAUGCUCUAAAACAGAUUUAUAUUUAGAGGUUUAGAGUAAAUUUUCUGAUAUUGAACAAGUGAUUCUUCGAUAACUUAAUAUUUUAAGGUUUUGUUUUAUUAUUAUUUUUGUUGAAGUUAUACAUUAAAAAUACAGUUGUUUUA
This is a messenger RNA of Aethina tumida (small hive beetle), 2990 nucleotides long. RefSeq names its product ATP-dependent DNA helicase Q5. The record is from RefSeq and is a predicted model, not a curated record. Lineage: Eukaryota; Metazoa; Arthropoda; Insecta; Coleoptera; Nitidulidae. Gene Ontology annotation, cellular component: cytoplasm; chromosome. Gene Ontology annotation, molecular function: 3'-5' DNA helicase activity; nucleic acid binding; four-way junction helicase activity. The transcript has 9 exons. Gene Ontology annotation, biological process: double-strand break repair via homologous recombination. The coding region runs from base 34 to 2601 and encodes 855 amino acids.